Molecule: messenger RNA, 2255 nt
Organism: Haliotis rubra (blacklip abalone)
Lineage: Eukaryota; Metazoa; Mollusca; Gastropoda; Lepetellida; Haliotidae
Product: BTB/POZ domain-containing protein 6-like
Exons: 3
Coding region: 125-1432 (435 amino acids)
Biological process (GO): neurogenesis
Cellular component (GO): cytosol
Molecular function (GO): protein binding
Source: RefSeq, a predicted model, not a curated record
AGUAGGCACUGUUUCGUACGAAAACCACCGAUAUUGUUAUAACCCGCAGCGCUGUCACGUGACACGUUCACAUUUCAGUGGCGAGACAUCCAACCAGCCGAGUAAGAAAACAUUUAGGAACGAAAUGGCCUCUGUGGAAGUAAGUGGAGAAAACUCCGGAUUUGUUGACAACUGGCAAAGUGGGAAGACCUUGGCGGAGUGUAAUCUCCACAUGUUGACCUCUGAGGAUUCUUGUGACGUCAGCUUCCGGGUUGGGCAAGAAGGGUCGCUGGUCGGAGCUCACCGAUAUGUUCUGUCCAGUCGGAGUUGUGUGUUCUACGCCAUGUUGUGUGGCCCCCUGGCGGAGAAGGAGGACAUCAAGAUCCCCGAUGUGGAGGAGGAAGUAUUUUCUGAAAUGUUGAGGUACCUGUACACAGACAAGACAACCCUGACUGCUGAGAAUGUGACAGGUCUGUUGUACCUGGCCAAGAAGUACUCCGUGGGGGGUCUUGAGCGUCUGUGUGUGGUUUACCUGGAAUCGUCCCUAACGGCAGAGAACGCUUGUGUCAUCUUGGAAGAAGCUCAUAAGUUUGAUGAGGAGAAGCUCUUUGACAGGGCUCUGGAGGUUAUUGUCAAACAUUGUGGUACCGUUGUCAGUAGCCCUGGCUUCACAUCUCUUUGUGCAUCGUGUUUUCAUAAAGUUGUAAGUUCAGAUACAUUUUUAACAAUGGAUGAAACAAGUUUCAAUGCUGCUCUCUUGUGGGCUGAGACAGAGUGUAAACGCCAAGAAAGGGAGAUAACUCCAGAAAACAAACGUCUUGUUCUGGGAAAAACCGUGUACGAGCUUGAUUUUACCGCAAUGGGAAUGAAGGUCUUUGCAAAAGUAGUUGUACCGUCUGGAAUAUUAUCGGGCGACGAAUGUACCAAGUUGUUGUGUCACAUGAUUUUACCUGGUACCGAUGUGGCACCCUUCAAGAUAAAGCCAGAACUUGACACGUGGGUCACUCUGUAUGCAGAUCGAAUUGACAGGGAUCAAUGUAAGAAGGAGUCUAACAUACUCAUCAUCACAUGCAGUCAGGACAUGCGUCUACUUGGUCUCUUGGCAUAUGGUGAUGGCAGCUGCAAAUAUAGCACUUGUCUUUAUCAAGAACAGGAGAGACAGGGGGUAUAUUCUAAUUACACUACUACAUGUACUAGUAAAACCUGGGUCAGAAGUGAAGCAUCGUUUGUGUUAGUGAGAAAUUUUCCCAAUGAAGUCGAACUGAAGGUGUCAAAGGCAUUGCCUUUAAAAAGUACAUGCAGGUAUAAAAUUGAAAUAACAAGAGAGUCAAAUAAAAGUGGAUUCUCAGGCUCUUCCGUAUUCAGUAAUAUCACAGUUGGUAAAUGUCAGCUAUCAAUUAAAGAAGAACGUGGCCCGGGUCUUAUUUCCAGACUCAUAAUGGAGCAAAUGUGAGACAACACACUGGCAUGCAUAGUGCUCGUCAAUCAGUGUACAGUACAUGUGUAUACUGUUCCACUUCAAAAACAGUGAUGGAUGACUUGUCAUCAACAACUAGGCUUAAUCGGGAAUAGGGAAACUGUGCUGACAAAUUGCAACGAUAUUUUUAUUUUCUGGUAAUAUUUCGCAUUACCUUCAUUAUGAGAUUAGAAUGUUUAGAAUUUCCAUGUUCGUAAUACAUAGAAGUGACAAACACUGUGGUUUUUCUAUAAUUUUUAAGUUAAAAAAAGUAAUAUGUUCAUUGUGACAAGUAAACAGGUGUUCGAUAAUUGAACAAAUUGUGGAUUUUGUAUAUUCUGAAAUUGCAUAUUGUAUAUUUCGAAGAUGACAAUGUUAUUUGAAUAAUUCCCUUCAAACAGUUAAUUCACUAUUGAUAUCUCUAGCCUUUACCCCCGUGAUACAAUCUUUAUGUUAUUUGUGAACUUGAUGUGGGAUCAGUGUGUCAAAGGUUACCAAGGAAGGAUAAUCAUUUCUUCAUUGUUGUGAGAGCGACGUUUCGGUGUAAGUUCUAACACCCUUAUCAAGCAAAAGAUGAACAGAAUUGGGAUAGAGGAGCAUAUAUACAAGUUACAGGGGAUGUUUGUACAGUACAAUAGGGAUUAGGAAGCCAAACACAAUAACAACCCAUGGUUUUUUGAUAAAAGCGUUAAGAAGUGAAGCCUGCAAUUUACACAACGAGAUAGUGGAGCCUUUGGUGUACACAAAGAGGGGAUUAUCGGUUAUUGAAAGGUUACCAGCUUGUGGAAGUUGUGCAUUUAAAUAAAGCUCGUCAAACAUA